CAGCAUCCUUUUUAGCAGCGUUUUUAAAUCAUUACAGGAAUAUUUUUACAAGGAAGACUGAACACAAGGGAAAUUUCAAGAAGCAACACGACUAGUAACUCCAUCUGACUGAUCUUUUCUUAGUGUUUUUGUGUCUUCUGCUGGAAUUGAUGAUGAAGCCAGUUGGACGGUGGGUUCCGUUUUUCUUUGUACUGUGGGCAACAUGGGAAACAGCUUUGUCUGUGACGCGAUAUUCCAUACCGGAGGAGAUGGAGCGCGGGUCCGUUGUUGCAAAUCUAGCCGCUGAUUUAGGGCUAGAUGUUAGUGGACUAGCACAGCGAGAGGUAAAACUUGAUAUUUUCCAUAACAACAAAUAUCUAGAUGUUAAUAAAAUUACUGGCGAGUUAUUUAUUGUUGAGAAAAUGGAUAGGGAAAAUCUGUGUCCUACGAAAACCACGACAACCUGUUUUCUAAAAUUAGACUUAAUAAUUGAAAGCCCCUUGCGCAUUUUCAAUAUUGAAUUGGGCAUCACAGACAUUAACGAUAAUGCUCCUCAUUUCCGGCGAGAUAAAAUUGAAUUGGAUGUCUCAGAGUCCGCAACACCGGGAGAAAGAUUUUCUUUGCCCAAUGCUUUUGACCCGGACGUUGGUGCCAAUACAGUCAAGACCUAUAAAUUAAGUGAAAGUGCACAUUUUACUGUUGAUAUACAUUCUGGUAGUGAUGGAACAAAAUAUGUCGAUUUGGUUCUCAUGAAGGCUUUAGACAGGGAAGAGAAGGCUGUUCAUAAUCUGAUACUCACUGCAAUUGAUGGCGGCGUCCCUGCGCGCUCUGGCACGGCUAGUAUUAUUGUGCGCGUCCAAGAUACAAAUGACAACGCCCCUCAGUUUGAUCAGGCAGUUUAUUCUCUGAAUAUGAGCGAGAAUUCUCCAGCUGGCACUGUUGUUAUUAAAUUAAAGGCUACUGAUGCUGAUGAAGGCCCAAACGCAGAUCUUACAUACUCAUUUACGCUUUACACUUCUGAGAAAACACAGGAGAUGUUCUCGCUGAAUUCAAAAACUGGCGAAAUUGCAGUUAAAGGCACCAUUGAUUAUGAAGAUAUGAAAAUAUUUGAGAUGUUCGUUGAAGCUAAAGACAAUGGUCCGGUUCCACUCUCCGGUCAAUGCAGAGUGACUGUGUAUGUUAAGGAUAUGAACGAUAACUAUCCCGAGAUAACCAUAAAAUCUCUUAAGAACACAGUGGAUGAAAACGUCCCAGUCGGGUCUGUUAUAGCUCUGGUGGGUGUUAGUGACAGAGACACGGGGAAUAACGGUAAGGUAAAUCUGACAAUGAACAAGUCCUUGCCGUUUAUUUUAAACAAAACCUCUGACUACCUCUAUAAGUUAUUGGUGUCGGAACUGUUAGAUCGUGAAAUUGUCCCAGAAUAUGAGAUCACGUUGGUUGUGACGGAUGAAGGAAGUCCUCCCUUAUCUGAUAACGAAACUAUAAGUGUCCAUUUGCUAGAUGUCAACGAUAACGCACCUCAGUUCCCACAGACAUUCUACACGAUACCUGUUAUGGAGAAUAACGCACCAGGAGCUUUACUGAGCUCUUUAACUGCUAUAGAUCCAGAUCUUCAUGAAAAUCAGUAUCUAGUCUAUUUUAUCAUAGAGAAGGAAAUAGUGAACACCUCCAUGUCCAUGCUGUUCUCCAUUAACCCAGAGAACGGGAAUCUUUACGCGCUAAAGACGUUUGACUAUGAGAUAGAGAAGGAGUUCCUUUUCCACAUCGAGGCCAGAGACUCUGGCGUUCCUCCGCUCAGCAGUAACGUGACCGUUCACAUUAUUAUCAUGGAUCAGAACGACAACACGCCGCUUAUAGUGUCUCCAUGGCGCGCGCACGGCUCGGUGGUGGAGGAAAAGAUCCCGAGAUCCACCGAUAAAGGGUCUCUGAUAGCCAAAGUCAUCGCCAUAGACUCUGAUUCAGUGCACAACUCUCGAAUCACGUACCAGUUCCUCCACAACACUGACGCCACAUUAUUCCGCUUGGAUCAAUAUAACGGAGAGAUCCGGACCAUGAGAAUGUUCAGUUACAGAGACUCGCGCCACCAGCAGCUGGUUGUGAUCGCCAAGGACAACGGAGAGCCCGCGCUCUCUGCUACAGUCACCAUCAAACUGUCCACGGUGGAGACCGCCCUUAAAACCUAUGCUGACAUGACUGAGGUGCCUUUGGCAUAUGACAUCUUCUCCGAUUUAAACCUGUAUCUGGUGAUCGGACUGGGCUCUGUUUCAUUUCUUUUACUCAUCACUAUAUUGGUCACCAUCGUGCUGAAGUGUCAGAAAACGAAGCCCAGCAAAGCGGCUCCUCCGUGCAGGAACAGUGUGAUCAGCGAGAGGAACUCGACCAUCGCGGAUUCCACUCUGGUCUCCAACGAUGCCUACUGGUACAGUUUAUUUCUAGCAGAAACAAGGAAAGGAAAGCUGGUGGUCAGACAGCCUGUGCCAAAGGGAGCGAGAUACAUCGUGUCCAGUUUACCGAGGAGCACAGGACUGACCGAGACCAGCGACUCAGCUGCAUCUACACUACAGUACUCAAAAUGAACGAGGUCCCUUCUCCCGCUGGAGGCGUCCACCACCACCAGCAGCAGUUCCAGCUAAGGAUCCUCCCAACCGUAUUGCCGGAGCAAAGUAUGAAAAACGUUCCAUCAACCUGCAUGUCUGUCCACCUGUAUCCAUCAUAUUCACCUGCACCAUCCUACAGAGAUGAAACCAACCCUGAGUGAUGCCUACAGCUUCAUGUCAAUGUUCGGAGAGUUUGCCCUCACUUUCCCUAACAAGCUCAUUGUUGAUCUGACCAGAGGAAUGACGGAAGAUCUUUUGCCUAUGAUACUAAGAGACACUCUUACACCUGACCGGUCAGGAUUGGGCAUGGACUGGAUCUGUGAGCACACGCACGCACGCACGCACACACACACACACGCACACACACACACACACACACACACACACACACAAAUUCAUAUCUUCAAACAGCACAGCUCAUGUCUUUAUCAAAGAAACUUUUCUGCAAAUCCAGUAUGCUUAUGUUUGCAUGGUUAAAGCGCCAUGUUAGAUCUUCAUUAUAUUUAGUGACUGGUAAAGACAAAGAUAAAUUAUUAACAGAAUAUUCUCACAUGAACUGACGUGGACACUGGAUUGCAAAAAAAAAAAAGAAUUCUUAAUCAGUGGUUUUGUCUUAUUUUCUGGUAAAAUUAUCUAAAAAUGCUUGCAAUAAGAUUAAUUUACAGCAUAAGCAAACAUUGUGUAAACCUCAACUAAACUAAAAUCUGAAAAUCAAGUCACUCAUUCAUGCUCUGAAAAGCACUAAUAUCUUUGCAUUUUAUUACUGAUGUAAAUAUAUCUGGUUUCAAGCAUGUUUAGAUAUUUUUACUAGAAAAUAUAGAGAUACUAAUGACAAAUGGACUUUUUUUGCAAUGUGGAUGAUAUUAAACAAGCACAAAGAGGAUUAAAUGAUUCUGCCAUGUUGAGAGAUGGAGUGCGGAGCUUUUGCUAGACUGAAUUUGGACAUUGAAAGCUUCUCUUUCCCUGCAACAGAUGUAUAAAGCCUUUCUUAUGUGUUUUCUUGGAUCUCAUAAAGACUUCUAUCAGAAUAAUGCAAGUGUUAUCCAGUGUAUUCAGAAGAGGUCACAGCAAAUUCGAUUUGUUGUGCCGUAUAGUCUAUAGUCUCUUCUCUGUAGUGUUGUAUUAUGUCUGUGUUACUGUUUGUUUCGGUAUUUUUGAGUUUCAGUAUGUAAAGAAUCAAGUUAAAUCUAAGCACUGAUCUGACACAGAAAGAGUGGAGUAUUGUUGUAGUUAUGUGGUGACUGGUGACAUUCAUGAAUGCACAAAUGCAGACACAGCACAGUGAUGUCAUAGUGCGGACAUUUGAUGGUCACAGUGGUUUCUAAGAGUUUAGGAGAUUCAUUAAGUAGCCACUUCCUGAUGCUCAAGAUUUCUGUCUCAGAUAAAAAAAACACUGACUUCUAAUAGAGACUGUUAAAGAGUGAGUUCCUUCUUGUUGUCCUUUAUAAAAACACCACACUAUUUCAGAGAUAAAGACCAUCAAACUUCACUAAAUCUUUGAAAUAAGGCCAAAUAUAAAGAGCACUCAAGGUGGUGGGUGACUUUUACUUUAAAACAAGAAAAGAUGAGAACUGCUAAUGUUUACUUAUCAACUGUAUAAUUAUCUGAUGUUAUGACAUGUUUAAUAUUCAUGGAAAUGCUUUGAAAAAAAAAGACAGUUAAGCCAAGUGAAAAUACACUGCAUUGUGCAUUGAAAUGCACUAGCCAAAUAUUAUUUUUUUUCUUCAUUUUUUUUCUGGUGUUAAAAUUAUGUAUUAAUAUUAAU
Molecule: messenger RNA, 4341 nt
Organism: Sinocyclocheilus anshuiensis
Lineage: Eukaryota; Metazoa; Chordata; Actinopteri; Cypriniformes; Cyprinidae
Product: protocadherin alpha-C2-like
Exons: 4
Coding region: 150-2555 (801 amino acids)
Biological process (GO): homophilic cell-cell adhesion
Cellular component (GO): plasma membrane
Molecular function (GO): calcium ion binding
Source: RefSeq, a predicted model, not a curated record